This is a messenger RNA of Amoebophrya sp. A120, 3897 nucleotides long. The record is from the annotation of a GenBank genome assembly. NCBI's taxonomy places the organism in Eukaryota, Dinophyceae, Syndiniales, Amoebophryaceae.
GUUGUAGAUCAAGGCCUCACUAGUUGUGGAGCGGUCGUGCCUGCUUGCCUGCUUAUUUUCUUGAGAUCUGCCGCACCACUGUCUCCAUGCAUGAUGUGUUUGCGGUCGGACAAAUGACAAGAAAAAAGUGAGUAGUCCUCGUGCUCCAGUCAGACGGGAAGAUCUGUCGGAGUAGUUCUUUCGCAUUUUUUAUUCGGUUGUUCGUCUUAUUCGUGGCAUCUUCAAAGUAGCAUUUUUAUUGGACCACGACGUCGCUCCUUACGGUUUCAUACUAAAAACGCUUGACUAUCGUAGUUAUGACAACUGGACGGUCCGUUGCUGCAGGUCAUGCGGCUUCUGUCGUUCCACCGGAACAGGUCGUAGGUGCUGCCGCAGGAGCGCGUCGUGACCUUCUGGGCGAUGUUGGCCUUCUUCCUGCCGUCGUUCCGCUUGCUGAUGCAGACCCGGACGCGGUAAAACGUCGAAAGUUGCAGGAAAGCAACGAAGAAAACUCAAACCAGGGCGUUGACGCAGUCACAAGAGGACCCACAACCGGAGAUGAAACAGAAACAAGAGUGAGAGAAACAACUAAUGCAGCAAGACCAGAAGGCGGUUCUUGUGCAGGAGAGGUCGUGGAAAAUGGUAAAAUAAAUGGCUCUAGGCGUACGACUAGCGCUGGCGCUGCUGUCGAGAUCUUCGUCUCUUCUCGAAAAUCCGUCCUGGCGCUGUACCAAACCAACGCGGUGAUUGCCAUGCUGACUCGAGCACUGGAUACAGGGAAACUACUUUAUCAUGAUCUGUCACAACAGCAGUACAAGUUCACGCUGCUGGAAACCUCCACCGUCGGAGAUCAAGUGCAGAACCGGCAUCUUGCCGACAUGGGUUCCGUCGGGGUUUUCACGAAAGAGUUGGAACUCCAACUCCUCGCGAAAGAGUGCAGGUUUGCGGUGCAUUCCCUAAAAGACAUGCCCACGGUGCUGCCGGAGGGUCUCAUGCUGGGGUGCAUCACGGAGAGAGGAGAUCCAAGGGAUUGCGUUGUGGUACUAUGAGGGUUCCUAAUUUAGAAUGAUUUUCGUUGACUGGUUAUUGGCACAUGAUAACUUUGUUUGAGACCGCACGGUCGUUAGCUGAAGCUGGUGCACCCACGUCGAUGGGCAUGAAAAUUUGAGUUUUCCUGACCACACAGCUUCACCCCCGGUACCGCGGCAAGAACAUCACUUCUUUCACGCAACUUCCUUACGCAUUGCAAAAGCAUCUUUCGUUCUAGUAUUUGUUCCACGAAGACAAGUUUUGAUUUCCUCAUGAUCAUGAAAAUAAAUGAAUUGAAAAUGCGGUUGCGGACCACUUACCUGCAUAAGAAUAGGUGAAAAUAAAUGGAUUUGUCAUGCAUGCCUGCAAUUAGAAUUACUACGAGCGCGAUGCUUUUGCGCAGGAUAGUUGGGAGACGGCGACGAUUGGCAGCAGUUCCGUCCGCCGGGAGGCGCUCGUGUUGAAACAGUGUCCGAAAAUGAAGAUUGAGAACAUCCGCGGGAACCUUCAGACCCGGUUGAGAAAGUUGGAGGCCGAGGACAGCAUCUACGACGCCAUCAUCCUUUAUGGGAGUGUGAGGAUUGAAAUCCUCAAAGACGAAAGAGUCUGUCAUGCAUAAAAGCGAUACCAGUCGGAAGCCCACUUAUCAAGCAGCGCAUGACAAAUUUUCCGAGCACCGAUAUCCAAUUUGUCAUGCUGUUUGGGCACAGACGACUGCUUUUGUCAUGCUACUUUAGCAGCUCUAUUUCAAACCUGAAACAGGCUCAAUGUCGGCCUCACUUGCCCUCCUGGCAAGACAGGCACUUCAUGCCUUCCAUUUUAUGCAUGACAAAUCAUUUCAACUUUGUCGAUUUCAAACCUGACGCUUUCAUAUCCUUGCCAAAGUCGGGCUGGAGCGCCUGGGUUUGUUCUCGGAGGACAAAGGCUUCGUUUUGGAGGAAGAUCAAUUUCCCUACGCGGUUUCCCAGGGCGCGUACGGGGUGGAGUGCCGGUGUGAUGAUGCAGAGAUGUUGAAAUUACUGAAAAAGAUCGAGCAUCUCCCCUCGGCGAUCCGGUGCACGGCGGAGCGGAGCUUGUUGAAUGCUCUGGACGGCGGAUGUCAGAUAUCCAUGGGCGUCAGAACAUGCUUUGUGCCGGACAAAAAUUCUGCAGCUGCUGCGCCAGUCAAAGAUGAUGUUCUACAAGAACUUGAGCGGCCUUCAUCUGGAACAGGAACCGCAUCCGCUUUUACAACAAUCUCAUCUACAGAAGCAGGCACAGGCUCGUCUAACGCAACAACAUCGGCAAAUAAAAUCCCAGAUAUGAUCGGAGACACGUUGAGCAAAGCGUCUUUGCAAACAAGCAGCACGGGAAUCUCUUCGUCCUCGUCUAGCGACGAGCUCGACGUUGCAAUGAGAUCGGCCUGUUCAACAUCAUCCGUGGCCUCGUCGCCGGAGAAGUUGGCAACCGUCGUCAACAUGGUUGUACAACCGACUCCUGGCGGUGAAGCUGCAGGUGGUAGCUCCACCUCGUUCCCAUUCCCCCCUGGUGCGGCCCCCGCAAGAACUGCAGCUGUUUCUACUUCAAAGAGCGCCAGCGCGACCAUCGGCAUCGGCAGCAGCAAGAAACCAUUUGUAUCGGGAACCCUUCACAUGCUUGCGGAAGUGCUGUCCAGAAACGGGCAAGAUUCAGUCCACGCCUCCGCCUUUUUUCCGGACAUUGACAGCUUGGAGAAGGUAUCAGGUGUAAAAAUGUCUGGGUCUGGAAGAAUGCAACUUGUGAUGCUAACUUUUGACUCUAAAAAAAUCUGUAUUGCAUGACCAGCAAGAGAGGUCUCGCUUCUGCUACGUGGGGAGGGCUUUUGUCAUGCGGAGGAGGCAUCAGGAAGCUCUCGAAGAACCUGUGAUGCUAAGUCGUGCAUUACAGACAUUCUGGGGCAUGCAAAAUAUGCAUGACAAAUCUGGACAUGCAAAAUAUGCACUGUGAACGCAGCUGGAUGACUGUGACCUGGCUCGUCUUCGAUGGGCAGGCGGAUGACUGUGACCUGUCUCGCCCAUCAAGAUCCCUAAUUCGUAGCUCCUAGACGUUGCCUGGCCCGCGAAUGACUCCAGGGCAGCCGGAUGGCCGUGACCUGGUUAUAAAGGGCUUCGUCGAUCGAUUGUGCCACUAGGGCCUUGUGUUCCGGCUACUCCGGAUCGCAAUCGAUGGAGGGCGGGACCUGCACCGGCGACAGGCGCUAUCCAACCAACCAACCAAAUCUCAGAAUCUUCCAGACCCAGACACUUUUACAGUUGACAGGAAGCGGCGGACUGCGGAAUUUUGUUGGCGGACCGACUCAGGGUGCUGGGCGUGGCGCGGAUCUGGGGCCCCGCGGGAAAUUGUGGCAAGAAGCGCGCGAUCACGUAUGGGAGCGCCGAAACCGCAGGGAUUCCCUGCGAGGGCUUUGGCGAAGUAGUACCGGACCAAGGUGGCUGUGCUCCUGAGCCCGGCGGGGUUGCGGCAGCGGCAUACUAGGUUAAGGAGUGUCCUCGAAGAAGAUGAAGAUCGGACAGGAGUACGCCACUCGUCACACGUCGACCGAAGAUCAACAUCAUGACGAGGGUGACCCAGUAAUGCUUUAAAUAUGCAUUGUUCGCUCUGUGCUUUCAUCCGUAACCGUAUGAGUAUGGCUAUAUGAAAUUACAACCUGAGUGAUGAUCACGACGAUGCAACAAGUAGAACACGUUGAAAAUGGUCAAACUCAAAGAUGAUGAAGAUCGUGAUAGAUACACAGAUCACGAGACGCCAUCGCCGGAGUACUAAGUUGUUGGAAAUUUGUGAAAGGGGUAUUUUGAUGACACAGAAGCAACAUGUUCUUCGUUUUCCACUACCACCACUUCAUCCGAUGUCGAAAAUUGACAUCUUCAUGGC